AGUCGUGUCCCGACCGCGGUUCCGUUAGCACGCGCCCUCCGACGCGAGUGAUAAUGCAGCCAACCUAAACCAAAAUCCCAAGUGACAAUACGAACUUAACUAAAAAAUUAAUUAUCAAAGAAUAAAUUAAAACUUAAAUAUUCCAUCGAAUAUUAAUAUCAAAAAAAUUGUGUUCGAAAAAAAAGUUUGAAAAGUUUAAGAAAAGUUUUUUUUCUGGUAUUUUUUUUUUAUUUGAGCGUUUGAUGUAUUUUGUAUGAAGCCGGUCUCGUUUGUUCGCUGAGGAUGAUUGAAGCGAAAUCUUUCAAUUUCUUUUGUGCUCAUUUCUAAUCAGGAACGAAGGUUAUUCGUCGGCCUAAUUUUGUGAAGCUACAUAUAUGGUGAUGUAACGAGUGCGUGGUGUAGAAAUAAUUGAACCUCCCGAAUGGGGAGACGUGCGUAAGAACAAUUGACUUGAGUACUUAAGUGACAUUCAAUUUGAACUGAUUGACGGUGUUGUUUGUUUUCGGAAGUGUUCCUAAUGAAAUGUGUUGUUGUGGUGUGUAAGUGAAUUAUGUUGCCAUGGAUUCCGAAAUAGAUAUCCUAUUGUUUAUAAACUGCACCCAGCAGAUUCUGGGUCGGCAGCAGUCUUGGGAUCAUCUCAAUGUCACACAGAUCCUGGACUUGCUACCAACGAAGAUCCUUGAGGACAUCAAUCUUAAAAUAACUCUUGGCAAUUGCAUGGGUUUGGGCGAAAGGCCAUUCAGUCCGCCAUGGUGGGUGCAACUCGCUUGGUUCAUGGUCUUUGCAAUCAUGUUGCUGCUGGCUGUCCUUGGGAAUACUCUGGUCAUCUGGAUAGUUUUGGCCCAUCGUCGUAUGAGGACAGUAACCAACUGUUUCCUCGUGAACCUCGCUUUCGCAGACUUGCUGAUGGCUACCCUGAACGGAGCACCAAACUUCAUAUUUCUCGUGACUGCUGACUGGCCGUUCGGGUCAGUGACCUGUACUGCUAGCAACUUCACUGCCAACCUGACUGUAUCUGCUGGAGUGUUCACACUGGUUGCUAUCACUGUUGAUAGGUACGUGGCGAUAGUGAAACCUCUGCAACACAGACUGAGUCGCCGCGUGGCGCGUGCGGCGCUCUUCACCGUCUGGUGCGCCAGCGCACUGCUUGCACUGCCCAGUCUACUCUACUCUGAUACUUAUAAGAAACAGUAUGUGAACGGUGACAGAGAAAUAUGUUUUAUUAAAUGGCCCGACGGCAGCUAUCCAUCAUCGAGGACUGAUUAUGUGUAUAACUUAUUAUUUCUGGCUGUGACGUACGUGGUGCCUAUGUCGGUAAUGGUUUGGGCGUACGCCCGCAUGAGCGCCGCUUUGAGAGGCCGAGCCAUCGGCGAGUGUACUCAUCAUCAGAUGCAAGUCGUCAGAGCUAAGAGAAAGGUGGUGAGGAUGUUCGUCCUGGUGGUGAUGGUGUUUGCUCUCUGUUGGCUGCCGUACCACGCAUACUUCGUUCUGACCUACCACUAUCAGUCUUUAGCGUCUGCGCCCUUCGCCCAGCAUAUUUACCUCUUCUUCUACUGGUUGGCCAUGGCGAAUUCCAUGUUCAACCCCUUAAUUUAUUACUGGAUGAGUAAUAAAUUUCGCAUUUACUUUCGUAUGGUGUUAUGUUGGUGUUGGACACCAAAAACAUCAUCAUCCACAGACAUGAAGAAAUUAGAAAUGAACAAAUCAUUUUCAGUGAGUCAAAGAAACUAUCGGGACAUAUCGUCCUUUAGCAGAGCAUGACAUUCAAAGAGACGGAGUAACACUUCGCGGUCUACGCCACAGCAUGAUCAUUCGAAUGCAACAGAACUGAUAACGAAUGGCAACGCAGUGCGUAUGAACCCGCGAGGUGAACCCGAUGAUAGACAUUAUCACAUGUGUGACGAUAGAUUAUAAAGUAAGUGUAAAUAAUAAUAGUUUUCUACACAAAAUCGAUUGUAAAUUAUAUAAAUAAUGAUCUCGAUUAAUUAACACGAGAGUUUUCGCAAGGAAUCUAGUUUUUAUAUCGAAUAAGUAAGAAUUUGAUUAUAUUAUAAAAGGUUUUAUCAAAAUUUUAAUAUCUGUAUCGAGUUUCCUAAUUAACGCUGUAAUUGAUACAUCGAAAAUUAAUCAUGUUUUCUUGGUACGCUAAUAAUUUCGCUGCCUAUUGUGUAAAAAAAGGUUCCAUUGUUCGUGAUUAUUUUUUGUCUGAGGUUGUUUAGCAUUUCCAAAGAGGUCUGCAGCUUGACUGUUUAUUAAUCUAGAACCUUUUUGUUGUUCCUUUUUUUUCAAAUUUAUGAAUAUAAAGCUCUAAUUAUGUUCCUAAUUAAGUUUAAACUUUUGUUCCAGUAGAUAAUAUAAAAUGAAGCAAUAUGUUUUACGUUACAUUUUGAUGUGGUUUAUUCAAAUAUUUUAAAUGUAUUGUUUUAUAUAUGCAAAGAUGUACAAAUGUCAAUGAUAAAUAAUCUACAUCGAGCUAAAGGAAUCGAUUGAAAUGUAAAUUAUAUUUACAGCUUUUUCUAGAUCCUAAGUUAGGUAAUGGUGCUUUAUGCGAAAGAAACGCUGUUCGACAAAGUCGAUGUUAUUCUCUCUUUAGCUUGAUGUCUAUUAUUUAAUCGCAAUAUCUGUAUUUUAUAAUGGUUGUACCAAAAUUCACGAAAAGAGGUAACUUUGAAUCCAUUUGAAACAUUUAAUUUCUGAAGUGUAUUUUUCUAAUAACUAUCGUGAGACGUAUUAAAUUAACUAAAAAUCACGGUUUAGUAAUUCAGAAGUGUGUCAAUUAAUUAGUAAAGUUCUACACGCACAGUGAAAAAUAAUUAAAAACAAAAAAUCACAUUUACGGGAAAUGUAAACUUAAAAUGCAGACAAAUAAAAUAUAUACGUUUCAUGUGCUGGAAAAAUGUAUUGUAAUCUGAACUCUAUUCCGAUGCACACCCUCUAAAGUACAUUAAGAUUAUUCAUUUGAUUAAAAAUCGUACUCUCUAAAUUACCUCUAACAUGAAUUUUGGUACAUCCUUUAUUUGAAACAGCCAGGGUCAUUCAUAAAACCUCAUUUCCUAUAAGGUCGUUUUGUACUAGAAUAAGUUUAAAGUACCUAUUUAUUAAUAUAGAACACGAUAGACUACUAUUUUCUAGAAAAGUGUUGCUAAUUAUGAAAUAUGUAAGAGAAUUCAUAUUAGUUUUUCCAAGAAAAGUACUAAUUAGUGAUGUUGGCAGUACUUUUGUAGUACAAACAUAAAUACAUAAACAUAUUUUUGUUUUUUCUCAAAGGACGUGUAACAGUAAAGGACUUGUCACACUCCUAGCUAUAAUAUACAGAAAUAUAUAUUUCUGUAACGUCACCAAAAUAUGUCCAAAAUAUUUUAAUAGCUCCCAAUAUCAAAAUUAAAGAUAAAAAUUCACUUCACCUCCUAGGUUCUCCAAUAUUCGAUGAAUGUUUUCCUUCAUUCAUCGAAGACAAAAUAGAAAAUUUCAAUAAUAUUUCGGAUAGACUACACAAAAUCAACUCACAUUCGGCUUUCACUCUGAUUCGGUAUUGUUGUUUUGGACCAAAAUUUACUUAUAUUCUCCGCGCAUCUCAUAUAUGGAAAAAUUCACAUAUUUUGGAAAAUGUAGACAAAAUUAUCAGACACACAUUAUCAUCCAUACUUAAUGUGGCUUUGGAUGACCGUGCUUGGCAACAAGCUACCCUUCCCAUUCGCAUGGGUGGGCUCGGCGUCCGCAAAAUUUCAAGUAUUAGCUUACCAGCAUUUCUCUCAUCGGUCCACAGUACCUCUGAAUUAGUCAGGAAAAUUCUUUCUCCAUCACUGGCUAGUUUUGAGGUGCCGUGUUUGACUGAUGCAGUGGAAGCUUGGAAAAUGGCCUGUCCACUUACUGAUUUACCUGUUCACCCUUCUUCUCAGAGACAAUGGGACGUGCCGCUGUGCAGUAUUAUUCGUGAGUCUUUAAUCAACUCUUCUUCUAAUGCUGCAGAGCGAGCUCGCUUAUUGGCUGUGGGAGAGUGGGAAUCAGGUUUGUGGCUUCAGGCGCUCCCGUCACCCUACAUAGGAACUAUGUUGGAUGACAUUACGUUCCGGCUAGCUGUGUGCUUACGGUUGGGUGCUCCCUGUGUCUCUCCGCAUUGUUGCCACUGUGGAGAAAGAGUCGAUGGCUCGGGACACCAUGGUCUUUCAUGUCGUAGAAGUGCAGGCCGCAUAAGUCGUCAUGCCAGCAUCAACGACAUUAUUCGUCGUGCUCUCGCCUCAGCCGGCGUACCAGCCGUAUUAGAACCUAAUGGUUUGGUACGUGAUGAUGGCAAGAGACCAGAUGGUAUGUCGUUGCUGCCUUGGAAGAUGGGUAGGCCUUUGGUGUGGGACGCUACGUGUGUAGACACCCUUGCGCCAUCUCACCUUCUAAGUACUGCUGCAUGCGCUGGUGCGGCUGCUUCCGCGGCAGAGGACCUCAAGCGGCGCAAAUAUUCUAACUUAGUUGGCAAUUAUUGUUUUGAGCCGUUUGGGGUCGAAACACUUGGGCCAUGGGGUCCUGGUGCACAUUCUCUAUA
Spodoptera frugiperda (fall armyworm) is the source of this 4537-nucleotide messenger RNA. RefSeq names its product tachykinin-like peptides receptor 86C (gene NGR-A33). Gene Ontology annotation, biological process: G protein-coupled receptor signaling pathway. The transcript is spliced from 11 exons. Gene Ontology annotation, cellular component: plasma membrane. The record is from RefSeq and is a predicted model, not a curated record. Bases 559 to 1761 code for a protein of 400 amino acids. Lineage: Eukaryota; Metazoa; Arthropoda; Insecta; Lepidoptera; Noctuidae. Gene Ontology annotation, molecular function: tachykinin receptor activity.